GCGAUGCAGGCCCCAGGUGGUGUGCCAGGCGAGGAGGCCACCCUCUACAGGGUGGAGGCAGUGGAGGAAGGUGCUGCCCUGGAAGGGGGAGAGGUAUCGGGAAUUGGGCAGGAUGUGCAGCUGCUGGUGUUAGACGUUAUGGAGGAGGUGGAGGUGGUGGUGUACGAGGAGCAGCAGCAGGUGUCCUCGGAGGAGCAGGGCCAAGAACUUGCAAGGCCCGGAACUCCGAGUGACCGGCCAGCACUGGAGGCCCUGGCGGCCCUGCAGCUGGAGCUGGAGCCCGUGAAUAAGCAAGCCCAAAGGGCGCAUGCUCGCCUGAAACAUAAGAACUGUCAGAGGCAGACGCUCCAUCUAGAACACAGAAGCGCCAUCAUCCAGGGAAUCGUGGUUUCUGGGUCGAAGUU
Molecule: messenger RNA, 404 nt
Organism: Rangifer tarandus platyrhynchus (Svalbard reindeer)
Lineage: Eukaryota; Metazoa; Chordata; Mammalia; Artiodactyla; Cervidae
Source: the annotation of a GenBank genome assembly